AUGAACGGCGGAACGUACAACCACAUUGUGCCCUCAUCGGAGCUCAAUUGCGCCAGGUUCUCAGGUGAGAGUAUCAACGAGUUGAGAUCACAGUUGGGUCUCCUGGCGAGCUUUAGCCCGGCUUUCGAUUUCUGCCCAGGGGAUCCAGAGGCCGGCGCCAAUCCUCAAACGACUCAAAAUACCUCCAAUAAAGACACGGCAUUGUUUAGAAUGUCACAACUAGUGCUCCGGUUUAUCCAUCUACUCCUCAGUUGGUAUAUAUAUGCCAGUACUAUCACUAAAACGGAGCAUGAAACUUUCAGUGCGCUUAUUAAUAAGGCUCACUCUGACGUCAAAAUGGCGGUAGAUACCGAAAUUGGAACCCACCAGGAAAAUGACGGAUCUCAAAUCUUGCCUCGAAACAAACGAAAAGGUAUUUUCGCACGGAUCCACAGACUCCGCUUAAUCUUGCAAAUUGGCCCUGGCCAGCUUAGGAAUGCCAUAUCCCAGCCUACUCGGAAAACCGUACCCGUUUCAGAGAUUCAACUCCUCAAUUCGUUACCCAACAGGCAACUCAUCCCGACCCACUUGGGUGCCAUAUUUAAGGUACAUCCCUUCGUGACUCCUCGUCCCAAAGAUUUACCCCAACCGUACGUUGGCAAGGAUAGGCAGAUUGUGGUACCAAAAACCAAGAAUAUCCGGCGCUCUCUUUGCGAGCAAACAGAGUUUCUGGUCAUGAAAAGCGCCCACUACUCCGCAGAAAAAGUUCGGAUUUUCAUUGAACUCGCACGAUUGAUCACCUGGAGUGCUGCUUCGGGAAUUCGAACCGUCACGGUUUAUGAGGAAAGCGGCAAUCUCUGGCAAAACUUGAGCGAUAUAUCCAGCACUGUAGGUGCUGAGUGUUUUGCGCUAUACGGGGAUUUGUCAAGAGUUCCGUCGAUUAAAAUUGUAGACAGACAAACUGGUGACUAUGCCAUCAUCCCCUCCGGUGAAUCCGUGGCCUCCCCAACUUCAGAUUACAACCUUGCCACCACCAGAGGUAACAUGUAUAAGAACCACACUACUAUCGAUGCGCCGGAGGCACUUACUGAGGGGGUCUGUACACCAAUUGCUUGCCAAAUAGCCCAGCUUACCGUUUUCUUGUCUAGCAGAAGAGAUACCAGCGAAAAGGUCAUUUCGAUCAUUAAGGAGGCGCACUAUAGUUCGGCUGAGAACCCCUUGCAGAUGCUUGAUCGAAAGCUUGAACUUUUUGCUUGCCCGUCGAUUAUCAUUCGGGCCGGUGGGGAGCGAGAAUUUGUGCAGAAGUUGGACGGAUUUCCGGCAUUUGGACACGAUUCAGAGCCCUUGUUCUACGCCCGGCACGAAAAGUUUGGGUUUAACUUCUUUUUGAGGGCUAUCAGCGCCUAUGUGGCGUCCAUUAAAGAUGAUCAGUUGAUGGACAAGUGGCAAACGGAGGAGUCGAAGAAGUAUGCGUAA
Messenger RNA from Babjeviella inositovora NRRL Y-12698, 1455 nucleotides. RefSeq lists its product as uncharacterized. The record is from RefSeq and is a predicted model, not a curated record. Gene Ontology annotation, molecular function: transferase activity, transferring alkyl or aryl (other than methyl) groups. Bases 1 to 1455 code for a protein of 484 amino acids. The transcript has a single exon. Lineage: Eukaryota; Fungi; Ascomycota; Pichiomycetes; Serinales.